AUGCUGCACCUGCUGCAGCUGGGCGUCUGGAAACAGCCACACGGCACCAGCGCCUCAGCCCGUGGGGCUCCUGACCGGCCUCUGACGGGUGCUCACUGGCUGGUGAUGGCCUGGCCCGGAGCCCAGCACAGCGACGGAGGGGGCACGUGCCUCUGGAGGCUGUUCAGCCUGCUGGCGGGCUGCGCUCACCCUCUGCACCCCAGCUUCUGGGACGGCCCUUCCAGAAGCAGGGUGGCCAGCCUCUACCUGGCAAUGAUGCUGCUGGAAAACUCCAUCCUCUUGCUGCUGGCUGCUGACUUUCUCCAGGGUGUGUCGUGGACCAGCCUGUGGUCUGUAGCGGGGGCCUCGUCUGGAUUUCUGAUUGGUAGUGUCUCUCUGGUCCUCUAUUACACGCUACAUCCCAAAGCCACAGGCAUCUGGCGGGGCUUCAGAGAGCAGUGCUGGACCCCGCGGGGAGUCGCAGAGUGGAGGCAGAAUCCUCUCCCCAGGCCUCGGCCCCGGCCAGCGCAGGGCCCAGAAGCUCCGGCUGGGGCCGCACCCGAGGCUGCGGCUGCGGGCUGGCCAGUACAGAGGAGUCAGACACGGGAGCGCCGAGCCAGGGCUCCGGCCCAGCUGCUUCCUCAGCCGCCGCCACUGCUGGCUGGUGAAACUCGCUCUGGAGUCGGGCGGCGUGUCCAACUCCACGCAGCCUUUGGGGAGCACAGCCCUGGCCGCUCCGCAUUACAGCCUGCAGAGGAUGCCCAUGUCUCCCCAGGCCUCCCGGGGUCCCCCAGCUGCAGGGAGCAGGCCCAAGCUCCAAGCUGCCCCCAGAGCAGAGAUGGACUUGCUGGACACCUUGAGUUACGUCUCCGUCGCCAGCAAGCGAGCGCGAGGAUGCGGGGCUGCCGGGCAGCCGUGUGCGGUGCCCGGGGAGGGCAGCCCAGAGCCUGGGCACCAGGCCCGCCCGGGCCUCGGGCGGGCGCCGGCAGGCAGCUGAGGGGGGCGGAAGGACAGGAGAGUGCGACGCUGUCCUUCAGCGCCACCAUGGAGGGGACCGUGUCCUCCCAUGGGGAAGGUGGCCCUGUGACACCACAGAUGUCCCACCACUCCGCGAGGACACUGGGGAAGAUGAGUCUCGCCCAGCCGGCCGCCCAGCCCAGCGCCAGCCCCAUCCUGGUGGGGGGCCCUGGAAGAGGCCCAGGUCGCUCAGAACAAGAAGACCCGCGUGGGUCCCGGAGGAAUCUAAACCACCCCGCCGCUGUGGACCCCCGAUGGUCAUUCCUGAGGCCUGCGGAAGGGCCCCACCUCACCUCCACCCCUGAGGCCGAGUCCACCGCUUGGGCCAGCUUCAUCGUCCGACCCGGACCAGACCCUCCAGCCGGUGGUCAUUUCCUGGCGGCCAGCCCUGGCUGCCUGGCCCCGUCUGAGCGGCGGGCGGGCGCCCUCUGCGGGCGAGCGGGGGCGGUGCCGCGGGCGGGAGGGAGCGUGGGAAGUCGCGUGAGCCGCCUUUCCCACAGCGCCGGGCCGCUUCAAGCCUGUCCGCCACUCCUGGCGUGGAUGAACAUGAAGGUGGCCGUGUUCCGAGCCACGCUGUGGACGCCUGGUCAGUGUCCUCCUGCGGAGCGCCUCUCCGCGCGACUCAGGAGCACUUCCACGGAAACAAGCAGGCAGAUGCCAGGUUGUCGCUCUUCCCACCCGUGCACGCGGGAGGAAGCGGACGUAAGGCAUUCUCCACGUCUUUUUAGUGGUCUCAGCUUCCUCCUGGACAAGCAUGGCAGCACCAGCGUGGCAGAGGCUGACCGCAGCUGGGGGUGA
Molecule: messenger RNA, 1794 nt
Organism: Dipodomys ordii (Ord's kangaroo rat)
Lineage: Eukaryota; Metazoa; Chordata; Mammalia; Rodentia; Heteromyidae
Gene: Xkr5
Product: XK, Kell blood group complex subunit-related family, member 5
Biological process (GO): apoptotic process involved in development; phosphatidylserine exposure on apoptotic cell surface; engulfment of apoptotic cell
Cellular component (GO): plasma membrane
Source: RefSeq, a predicted model, not a curated record